Molecule: messenger RNA, 961 nt
Organism: Cotesia congregata
Lineage: Eukaryota; Metazoa; Arthropoda; Insecta; Hymenoptera; Braconidae
Source: the annotation of a GenBank genome assembly
AUGCAUGACCAAUUAUCUGACGAGUCAACCGAUGAAGAAGAACUCAACAGAGGCUUUGAUGCGGAAGCACAAUUGAUUGUGCAAACUGACACUUUACCCAAGAAAUCUGCUGAUAAAUAUACGCUAGUCUAUAAUACUUACAAAAAAUGGAAACAAAAAAAUAAAAGUGCUUUAUCUGAUUCUGAGGAAAAUAAUUUAAUUGUUUAUUUCAAAAGUCUAUCCACAAGAUUAUGCGACGAAUUAAAAGAACUUCAAGUUACUGAUAUUGAAGAAAUUAACGCUUAUGUUGAGAACUCCUUAAUGAACAGACAAAAAAUCUUUGAUACAAUAACACAUACAGCUAAAGUUGCUCAUCCAUCAGAUACAAAUCCGCAACCAUCUACAAGUGAAACUAAUUCGACUAAAACAAAAAGUUCGGUUCAAACUCAUGAAUCUAUAUCAACAGAAACCGAUUGUGAUAAUUUGUUUGAUGACUUUUGCUUAGAUGAUGACACUUUGGCGGCGAUUGACAACUCAUUUGAAUCAGAAAAACCAGUAUCAUUGUUACCUUCCUUUACCACAGCAAACAAUGAAAAAAUAAUUAUAAAUUCUGACGUUGAAACAGCUGAACCUUGUCAUUUUUUAAAAAAACCACCAAUCUCGGUUUUUUCUCAUGACAAAGAAAAUCAACCUCCAGAGAAAAAAAUGAAGGUCGAGCAAAUACGUAAUGCAAACAGUAAUGUGAAAUCGGCAUCAACAUUAACUAAUUUUGUAACAAGUCGACAAAAAUUUAAAUCUAUAGAAGCGUUAUCAAGCAAAAAUCCAAACAUAAGAUACGACAACUGUACAUUUCACGGAAAUAUAAUUAAUAACUUUUAUAUUUCUGAUGAUAAACUUCCUGAGCAAAAUAUAUAAUUUACUAUAACAGGUUUAACAUUAUAAUAUUAUUACUUUUAAGGUAUAAUGCAUGCAAAAUAUUCAA